UUGAUAUAUAAACUCAUUCAAAAUUUUGUUAUUUUUCAGAAAAGCUACCAAGUGUUAGACAUACCAAUCAACUCCAGCCAGGAUGUAGUGAAGAAAGCAUUCUUAGAAUUGGCCAAAAAAUACCAUCCCGACUCCAAUUCGCCAGAGGCAGAUAUCAAUAAGUUUGUUGAAGUAGAAAAUGCCUUUCGGACACUUUCCAAACAUAACACAGGCAAUACAAAUUCAGAGGAAGUUGAAAAAAUUGUGUAUGAUAUUCGGCAUACAGCACCACAACAUCGUCAGUAUUUAAGCUAUGAAGGUGUGGGAUUUGGAACUCCCUCACAACGACAAAAACAAUACACCCAAGCUAGGGCACAAAGAGCAGCUAAUAAUGUUAUGGAACACCGAGUCGCUAAGGCUGCAGCAUCAGAUAAUACACUCAUGAAGAAGGAACCGCUGAAGAAACAUGAUAUUAAAACAAAAUAUGGCUUUGACAGGCUCGUAGAGGAUCUCAUUCAAGAAUCCAUGUCCAAAGGAGAGUUUGAGAAUCUAAGCGGCAAAGGAAAGCCUUUGAAGGAUCAAAAUAACAAUCCCUAUGUUGAUUUUACUACUCAUAAGUUGAAUGAGGUGUUAAUAAACAAUGGCUUCACACCAGAGUGGAUCACCAUGAGUAAAGAAAUAGAUGAAGAUAUUGAACUGCUAAAGAAAGAAAUAACUAAGGAUAGAAUGUAUCUAGGACCAUAUCCCUUAACUAAUGAUGACCACACCAAGUGGGAGAGGAUAUGUGAAUGUAACCGACUCCUGUCACAGUCUAUUAAUGUUAAAAUAAAUACAUUCAACUUAAUUGUACCGCUGUUGAAUAAACAGAAAUUCCAUGUAGACUUUGACAAGAUAUCCGAUGACAUACUUAAGAAUGGACCACAUUCUAAAGUCAAAGAGCUGGUCAAAGAUGUACAAACUUCAUCAAAUACGGUUCAGGAUCAUGAAGAUUUUAUAAGCUUGUUAUUCAAAGCUCUGGGUGAAGUGUUCUCCUUCAGAAAACAAAAGAAAAACGUUAGCGAUUGA
Molecule: messenger RNA, 1044 nt
Organism: Danaus chrysippus (African queen)
Lineage: Eukaryota; Metazoa; Arthropoda; Insecta; Lepidoptera; Nymphalidae
Source: the annotation of a GenBank genome assembly